Molecule: messenger RNA, 1069 nt
Organism: Spinacia oleracea (spinach)
Lineage: Eukaryota; Viridiplantae; Streptophyta; Magnoliopsida; Caryophyllales; Amaranthaceae
Exons: 2
Coding region: 149-685 (178 amino acids)
Source: RefSeq, a predicted model, not a curated record
AGAAAGUUAAAGCACAAACAAAAAAAUAAAACAAACAACAACAACAAAAAAAAGGCUUUGAGAACUUCUGCCUUUACUGGACGCAGCGUACAAAAAUAGUGAGAAAUUAUCAGAAGAAUUUGGUGAAUUUCCAAGAAAUGUGUAGAAGAUGAAUCAAACGGCGGAUAUGGAAAUGAUAGAGGUGGUGGAGGAGUCUCCGGCUAACAUUUCUCCCGGCGGCGCGGCUGCACAAAACGACGUUGCUGGUGGCUUUCUUGCAUUGGCCCGUCAACUAGUCGAUCAGGGCAAGCCUUCUCAAGCCCUUCAAGCGGUAGUUAUGGCUAUGAAAACAAAAGGAGGAGAGGAGGCAGUUUUGUACAUAUUGCAACGUGCGCGUGAGCUAUAUAGAUCAAAACUACAGGCAAGUUCAGAAGCUGAUGAGCUCGCUUCUUUAUUUGCUGAAUGUGUAAUUGCUGAAGCUCAGCCCCCAGGAAGUGAAGCAUCAUCAUUGGCAACACAACCGAGUAUUCCCGUCAGUGAAAUGGAGACUGAAUCAUGUGGAGCGUCAAUAUUGGAGGAGACUGGAAGAAAGCAAAUUGUGCUGGAUGCCUUCUCUGAUGGCAGUAGUUUCAUCUGUUUGCAAUGUGGUGGUCUGGUUAGCAAUCAUCGUAAAGAUGAACAUUAUGCUUACUGGUGUCAGUUUUAAUUGCACCAAGAGAAUAUUGGUGUGUGAACUGUUAAAUGUUCACAGAUGCAGUAUUUUUUCUGAUGUUUUUGGAAAGGAAAAGAUCCAACUUCUGGCUACAGGCUUAGGCGAGCCAAUACAAGGUAACACAUGAUUUUGUAGAAUAUAUUUAACAGAUGAGGAAUGUAUGCCGGAGUUCCAGUGGUUACGAUGGAUAUAGCUCACAUUAUGUAGUAUGAACUAGUACUGCCUCUUAUAGGACACUAUCCGUGGUGCGAUUCUACCUGGUAUGGCAUCAACUGCCAAGUUAUUAUGUACAUGUAUUAUUAUGACUAUUAUCUUCUGGUUAAGAUAAUGAUUCUUAUGGACACCAUUUCAGAUAUUUCAACACUGUUUUUUGUGAUA